AUGGUCAUCGAGAAACUGCUUUGGUCCAAGAAGAAGCAGACCAGGCAUGAUAUUUCUCGAGAAGAGUUUGCCAGCAUAUUUAAUGAGUGGAAAGAAACGAAGAUCAAGCAGAUUCAACAUCAGCUGAGCUCAAUGGGAACCAGCAUUGACUUCUCCAAGGACUACUUCACAUUGUCGCCUAAGAUGUCCGAUUACGUGAACACCGCCUUCAUCGAGCUCUUCAACAAAGGCCUCAUCUACCGAUCAUCGUACAUGGUCAACUGGAGUUACUACCUGCAGUCUACGCUGUCGGACAUUGAAAUCGAGCACCGAUUCAUUUCCAAGCCGACCAACUAUGAGGUGCCCGGCUGCAGCGACAAGUUUUUACUGGGCGUUUUGCAUCACUUUAAGUACCCGAUUGAAAGUGAGGAUUCCAAUGAAUUUGUCACCAUUGCAACGACGAGAAUAGAGUCAGUAAUGGGUGAUGUCGCUCUUUGCGUCCACCCAAAUGACAGUCGUUACAGUCACCUGAUUGGCAAACGGGCAUUCAACCCCUUCACCCGACAGAUGAUGCCCAUCCUUGCUGACGCCUCUGUGAAGCCGGAAUUCGGCACUGGCGUCCUCAAGCUGACGCCUGCCCACAGCCUGAUAGACUACGAGAUUGCACAGCGGCAUGACCUUCCGAUGAUCAACAUCUUUGACGACAAGGGCAAUAUUCAGUGUCUCUACGAGCCCUUCAACAGUGUUCACCGGUAUGCCGCCAAGGAGCUGGUGCGCGCCGAGCUGGACCGACGAGGCCUGUACGAGGGCUACCGAGAGCACAGUCACUGGCUGCCAGUCUGCUCUCGAAGCGGUGACAUCAUCGAGUCUCGUCUGGUGCCGCAGUGGUUUCUCCGGUGCGACGAUGCUCGCUACCAAACGGAGUUCACCGUCAAUCGAGACAGCCUGAGCGAGGAGUCGGAGCAGCGGUGGAACGAGCUCAAGACUAGUCUCGAUGAAGGCAGUCGAAAUGUGUCGCUGAUUCCCUCCAGUUACCGCAACACCUGGAAGGACUGGUUCAGCCGACACAAGGACUGGUGCGUGUCACGGCAAAUAUUCUGGGGUCACCGGAUUCCCGCUUUUCAGGUGCUUAAAGACUCAGCGCCGACAGAGUUUUGGGUUGCCGCCAAAAGUGAAUCGGAAGCACUGAGGUUAGCGGCAGAAAAGUACGGCGGUAGUGGUGCAGAUGAAAGCAUCACCGUCAAACAAGACAGCGAUGUCCUCGACACUUGGUUCUCCUCUGGCCUUCUACCUCUGGCAGUGACCGGUUGGUUUGACGGUCACACCGGUUCACCCAACCACCGGCGACUGCCCCUUUCACUGAUGGAGACCGGCCAUGACAUUAUAUUCUUCUGGGUGGCCCGCAUGGUCAUGCUCUCACUGCAGCUCUCUGGAAGGCUGCCCUUCGACCGGGUGCUGCUGCAUGGCAUGAUCUGCGACUCGAAUGGCAAGAAGAUGUCCAAGUCGAAGGGCAACGUCGUCGAUCCGAUGCACCUCAUUGAGGGCGCCAAUCUGGAGCAGCUGAUUCAGCAGAGUAAGGACCUCUUUGAUGCUGGCCUCAUCUCCGAUGAGGUGUUCACGGAGCUGAUGAAGAGGACGCUCAAAGCAUGGCCCAAUGGGCUGCCCGUUUGCGGUGCAGACGUCCUUCGGCUGUCUCUGCUGCAGUCAGACUUUAAAGAGCAGAAGGUCAACUUUGACCUGAGCAAGACGGUGAAGAAACGAGUGUUCAGCAACAAAAUGCACCAAACGGUGCGCUUCAUUUUGCUACACCUCGAUGAUCACUUUGAGCAGGUUUCACUUGCACCUGAUCAGUUGUCAAACAUCGACAAGUGGAUUCUCACCAAGUUCGUUCAACUGGGCAAUCUUUGCCGCGACUCCUUCAAGUCCUACGACCUGCACAAAGCUGCCUGUCAAGCACCUGAUCAGUUGUCAAACAUCGACAAGUGGAUUCUCACCAAGUUCGUUCAACUGGGCAAUCUUUGCCGCGACUCCUUCAAGUCCUACGACCUGCACAAAGCUGCCUGUCAAGUUGAAAAGUUUUGGAUCAAUGAUCUGUGUGAUGUCUACCUGGAGAGCAUCAAGCACGACAUUAUCGACAAGCGACCCAACUACCUACAGUCGCUGAACCUCCUCAUUCUCGUAACGUCCCUCUCACUACGACUGAUUCACCCCUUCAUGCCCUUUAUCACUGAAAAUCUCUACCAGCACUUGAGCUUUGCUCAGUGCAAGUCUGAAAAACAGGAUUACCAGUACCGAAGUAUUCUCCAGCUGCCGUACCCCUCGCCCAGUGAGCACAGUCUUCUGCAGUUCUUUGACGGCUCGUACAUGGAUGACUACGAGAAGGUGUUUGCCAUUCAACGAAAGAUUCGCUGGUUCAAGCAGAACUUCCUAAUUAACCGCGAGCCGCUGAUAGAGCGCAUCCGCGUCGCUUCCCUCUCCUCCACACUGCCGCAGUACGAAGGGAUGAUUAGCUCUGCCAUCAAGAUUGCCGACUGUAGGCUGGAGUUUGUUGAUCUCCACGAUAUCUACCACUUUGAUGACGCCUACUGCGUUCAGGUGAACUUGAAUGAUGAAGAUGAUGAAGGCACUGCACAAAGCUCGUCGUCAUCCUCUGAUUCCGAUUCCGCGGCCGACUCGCGCGCCAAGACGUCAAACUCACUGCAGGCAGAUGAAAUCUACUUGCUGUUUUCGGUGAAACGAGCUCUGCUUGAAGGCAGGCUUCAUGACGCCAAACUGAAUCUGAAAGAGCCGAAAAUCAAAUCACUGCUCGGGCAAUUUGAUCAGCUUCACGCGAAAAAUUUCAGCGAAAACUACAAGAGACUUACUAAAAUUGUUAGUUAG
Messenger RNA from Rhagoletis zephyria (snowberry fruit fly), 2859 nucleotides. NCBI's taxonomy places the organism in Eukaryota, Metazoa, Arthropoda, Insecta, Diptera, Tephritidae. The record is from RefSeq and is a predicted model, not a curated record.